Messenger RNA from Helianthus annuus (common sunflower), 764 nucleotides. Its product is annotated as deoxyuridine 5'-triphosphate nucleotidohydrolase. The coding region runs from base 16 to 621 and encodes 201 amino acids. Gene Ontology annotation, biological process: dUMP biosynthetic process; dUTP catabolic process. The transcript has 3 exons. NCBI's taxonomy places the organism in Eukaryota, Viridiplantae, Streptophyta, Magnoliopsida, Asterales, Asteraceae. The record is from RefSeq and is a predicted model, not a curated record. Gene Ontology annotation, molecular function: dUTP diphosphatase activity; magnesium ion binding.
UUGUUGGGUUUAAAGAUGGCGGGAAUUCUUGGCGCCAUUACACGUUCUCCCCUUUUAGCGGCCAAUUAUAAACCCUACCCCCAUCUCCAUUUUCAUCAAUUUGGAUCAUUCGUUUCAGCAAUGGCACAGAGCAUCAACGGCAACCCUGAAACCGAAGGACCGGCCGCAAAGGUUCAGAAAGUAGAAGAUCACCAAAUUCCUGUUUUCAAAGUGAAGAAGCUCUCGGAGAAAGCGGUUUUACCUUCCAGAGGCUCGUCUCUCGCCGCAGGUUACGAUCUUUCGAGUGCAACCGACACAAAAGUACCUGCAAGGGGCAAAGCAUUGGUUCCCACAGAUUUAAGCGUAGCAGUACCCGAAGGAACUUAUGGCCGCAUUGCUCCGAGGUCUGGUCUAGCAUGGAAACACUCUAUUGAUGUUGGGGCAGGUGUAAUUGAUGCCGAUUACAGAGGCCCGGUUGGUGUAAUACUCUUCAACUUUUCUGAUGUUGAUUUUGAAGUGAAAGUUGGUGAUCGAAUUGCGCAGUUGAUUAUUGAGAAGAUUGUGAUGCCUGAAGUUGUUGAGGUUGAUGAUCUGGAUUCGACUGUUAGAGGUGCAGGUGGGUUUGGAUCAACCGGUGUUUAAUAUGCGUUAUUGAAUUUGACUAGUUUUAGUUUCUGAUAUGAUCUGUUCCUAUGAAUUAGGCGUGAUAUUGAUGAAACAUUUUGUCAACUGUUUUUUUAAAAGUGUGUGUAGUCUCUUGUUUAAUCCAAAGAUUUUGCUGUAAA